CUCUCUGCAGAUCCCGUUGCAGGAGCUGCUGGGAUGGCCUUUCGGAGCGUGGAGAUCCAACUCACCAACAGCACGAGGGAUGUGACCCUGAGCUCCCCCAGGGCCUACUGCUUCAGUGGCUACAACUCCGUGCCCCCCAGCCCCAUCAUCCCACCGGGAGCCACGGAAUGCUGCACCUUCAACAACUCCCCACACCGUUUCCGGGGCAGCGUGGGUGUCCUGGUGUACGAGGCAGAAACCUUCACCCUGGCCAUCCUCUUCUCCAACCCUUACAACUACAGCUUUUACUACAUGGAGUUUGCCGUGGAGAUCUCCCCAGAAAAAGCCCACCUUGGCUUGCUGGAGGAUGUCUAUAUGAGGAUGUACAGAGGUUUACCAGCAAAUCCCAGAAACAGUGGCAUGCUCCGGAAUGUCAAGCUCCAUGCAACCCAGGAGACCAUGAUGGUCUCUGCUGGCGGCACAAAGGUCAUGGCCACCAUGUCCAGUGCUGCAAAGUCCGUCAUUAAAGUAGUUGUGGAGAACAAGGAUAGUCCCCCCCCAUAUACAGAGGCAGUACCACACUUUCGCUUUACGCACCAUGAGCCAAGGAAAUUUAGAAAAUUCCAGAAGAAGGAAGGAAUGAAUGAUCCCUUCUUCCAGUAGGUGCUAAGCAGAGCGUGCUGCCCUCAAAAAAAAAUGCUGAAGUAGAGCAGCAGUGCACAGAUGUUACUUCUAUUUUGUUUUGUUUUGCUUUCCUUCUUCUCUUUCUGUUCUUCCUUGCGGCUGGAAAAGGCAAUGGCAGCUGAGCCAGCAAAUCAUGACAAUAAAAAAGCAUUGCAGAUAACAAUAACAGAAAA
This is a messenger RNA of Gallus gallus (chicken), 836 nucleotides long. RefSeq lists its product as uncharacterized. The record is from RefSeq and is a predicted model, not a curated record. Gene Ontology annotation, cellular component: pore complex. Bases 34 to 642 code for a protein of 202 amino acids. Gene Ontology annotation, molecular function: channel activity. Gene Ontology annotation, biological process: pore complex assembly; cytolysis in another organism; monoatomic cation transport. The transcript has 2 exons. NCBI's taxonomy places the organism in Eukaryota, Metazoa, Chordata, Aves, Galliformes, Phasianidae.